AUGAACUCUUCCCCGGUAUCCGUAACCUCACUGCCGUCGCCCAAGGUACCCUAUGUCGCGUCUAACGCUAAUAGCAUGAACCCGCCAUCUCCUGUUGCAGGACCGUCAACACUCUCCGCAGCCGCAGCUUCCGAUCGGCCAGGAGCGUCAUCACGAAGAAUGUCGACCUUCCGACACCUGCGGCCCUCUAGCGCCCGCUCCACAUUGUCGUCCUCGCCUCUCAGGCCGACAGAUACCCAUGUCCGUACAUCAUCAAGCACAUCGUCCCUGUCUCGUCCUCUUGAGCUACUGUCGACUUCCAAUACUCCCAGCCAAGCCUCUUCUGUCGCACCGUCGCCUUCCAUCCGUCCGUAUGAUAGAGACCUGCCAGCGCUGCCCACACUAGACACAUCGUCUCGAUCAGCGUCGUCCCACGCAGAGUCUCCUCAGCUGGCUAGCUCCCCGGUCUCUCCAUCUUCAGCUGCGUCAUUUACUCGUGUACCUUCGUCGAGGUCGUCCCCGCAGCCGCGCAACCGAACGCUGUCCCCUGCGCCUGCGCCAUACGCAACGUAUACCCCUGCUUCAUCUCACGCCCACACCCCUUCUAUAGCAGCCUCCCCAUCACUCACUGUCAGUACUCGCACAACUCAUCGCGCAUUAGCACCUUAUCGACCUGGAUUCCAGCCCAAAGGGCUUUAUAGGCCGCGCACAGAUGAAUUCGUCGAGGCGCGUGCAGCUUUCCGGAACGUGGGGCGCAUAGAACGGACCAGGCUUGAACGGAGGCUGGAGAAGCUCAUCAACUUGCACUUUCCUCCAGAAGAGCAAAAGGCCAAGGAGAAGGCUGCCCGUCCUGGAGAUCGGCUGCAAGCUCCUAAGAAACGCCCUUCGUCGAUCUUCGAUAUGGACUUUUCGGAGCUUCGCGCUAAAAGUGCCACUGACUUGUGGAGAGAUGUCGUACAGUCUCAGAUGACUCCUGCAGGAAAGAACGAUAUUCGAGCUGCUGAACAGACGAUCACGCCAUGGGAGGAAGAUGCUUCAGUCUCGCAAUGUCCUCUAUGCUCUGCAACUUUUCAUCCCAUAACAAAUCGCAAACAUCAUUGCCGCCUUUGUGGACGUAUCAUCUGCUCGCUGCCCGUUAAGUAUCCGCAGCGCCCGCAACCUUGUUCUCUGCUUUUCGUCGCAGAUCCCAAGACAGGGCGAAUAGAAGAAGUUGGCGAGGGCGUAGACUAUGGCGUGCGACGGCGAACAACUUCAUAUUCUCAAUUGAAAGGUGGGAGGAUUGACGAAGCACUCACUGAGGAGGAGAAAUUCCUCAAGGGUGUACGGAUAUGCCGAGAAUGUCGACCAGUCCUCUUGAGACAACAGCACAAAUACGAAGUGCAGAACACGCCAAUCUUUUUCAAGCUUUACGAUACAUUCAUCAGCGUGGAAAAAGAAAUUGAAGAUGCAUUGCCACAAUUUCAGGAGCUCAUGCUUAGUUUGAGGUUAGCACCUAAGCAGGAACGACCUGCGCCGGAAGCAUCUGCGGUAAGGAAACGUCUAUUAGAGGCCUUCGGCCAAUACGACGUCCUUGCGAAGCGGAUCCGGCAGCUUCGUUGUCCCCCUGGCAGCUCGCAGGAUCGCUUACAGUCUGCGAUACUCAAUCGAGCCAACUUAUUCCUUCAGAAACACAUGUUUCCGCUCCAGUCACUACCUAAGCCAUCGGAUAACGCCAAAGCAUCUCCUCCCGCUGGCUCAGAGUCGGAGGAGCGCGUGAUCGAUCCAGAUUCCGAGGUGGCGCGAGUGCUGCAACCGUUGUUGGAGCAAGAAGCCUUGCUUGAUUCCUUCAUCGAGGAGGCACAGGCUCACAGGAAAUUCGAGGACGCGAAGACGUUGAAAGUUAAUCUGCAGGAGAUUAGAGCAGAAAUCAAUCGAAUCUUGACGAACGCAGAGGCUGGCAUGGGUGAACAGACAGCUCAAGGGAAGUCUAAGAAGAAAGGUGUAUGA
Molecule: messenger RNA, 1965 nt
Organism: Laetiporus sulphureus 93-53
Lineage: Eukaryota; Fungi; Basidiomycota; Agaricomycetes; Polyporales; Laetiporaceae
Exons: 7
Coding region: 1-1965 (654 amino acids)
Molecular function (GO): metal ion binding
Source: RefSeq, a predicted model, not a curated record